UUUAUUCGAAGUAUUGGAAAACACUUCAGAUUCGGAAUUGUUGGAAGCUGCAUGGUCACAAGCUCACAACCUCGCGCAAUAAAUUAUAUAUAACGCCAAUAUUUAUUAUGUCAUUAUUAUGUCAUAAUCGACUGUACAGCUGUAUCUGUUUGUUUCGAAUUUGUGCAUCCAUUGGAAGUUUUCAUGGCCUUUAAUCCCAUGAAAAUUCUUUCUUUGCAAAUUUUCAUUUUUAGAGUGAUUUCGCGAAUUUUGAUCCUUGAAUGCUUGAAUCAUCUUUUUAUUCAAAACAUUCAACAACAUGUUCUUUAAAAGUGCACCAUUGCUUGUUUUCUGGUUCUCUCUCUCCCUCUACCAUAGCUAUUCCUGGAGUAAUUUUCGACUACUGCAAUUGAACUACAACUCCUAGGAAAACAAAAUGAUUAUUGAGUAAUUUGAUUCAUGCAUUUCCGAAAACAAAUAACAUGCAAAAACGAGGUAAUGUUUACAACCAUGUCUGAAAACUUGGCCGAAUGAAAAAAGUGUCUAAGCAGUUGCAGUAUGUCUAUUGUUACGUCAAUUUAGGCAUCUUGCUGAUUAGCCAAUGUUACGGAAGUAAACGAAAAAGUCAAUGUUCGGGAAACCGUAACCAUGAUUUUUUUCAAAGCAACCGCUUGAUUUAGAAUUGCUUGUGUGUUCGUAACUGAGCAACAUACGUCAACAGGCUUGUUCGCCGGCUUUGAUUUAGCUAUGCAUUCGUAAGUUUCGAUAUUUCGCUCCUUUCGCAAAACUUUUUUUCGCAAUGAAAUGAAUAUUAUGUCAUAAAAAGUAUUGAAGUAUGUCGCAACGUAAUAAAAAAACGAAAUCUCUGGAUCAUAUUGGAACUGCUUUAGUCCCUCCUGUUGCUUUUGCAGCUGUUCCAAAUACUCCGCCACCAACUCCUCCUACUCCAUCAAGAAGUAUGAAGUUUUGGAAGAAACGGAAGAAGACGCCGAGUCCUUCACCAAUUCUUCCGGUAUUAAUGGGAAUCAACAGGACAGCGAGAGCAGUUGGUUUAAGUUUUGCUGAAUCAUCAAGUGCAAGAAGUUCACCAGAUCGUAGUUCUCAGAUUCCAGAUGUUUCAAUGGACUAUGAGGGAGGAUAUGCUUCAAUUGCCACACGAGGAAGGUCAAGAAGACGAGAUAACGACGGUGGAAGGGACAUGGUAGUUGAAGCUCAAGUUGUUCAAUCCGCAGCACAAGACAGAAUGCAAGGCAGACAUGAAGAUAUUUAUGCACGGAGUCGUAAAGGAAAAUCAUCAGGCGAUGUUGCAGAUACUCAAAAAAAUGAAUCACCCAGAGAUAAGCAGAAGAGAGCUGAUCCUUCUAUUGGCAAAGCUGAUGUUGAACAGCUAGGAUAUGAACUUGAAGAUAAGCAACGUAGACUGGAAGAAAAAAUGCAAAUGCAAAACAAUGAAACGAGAGAAAUGGUUCGAGAAGUCAUGACAAGGCAACAUGAAGACUCAUUGCGCCGAAGUCACAGAAGUUCUGAGAUAUCUUAUGAUCUGGAUGAAUUAGAUGUUGAUAAUCAAGCAUUGAUGGAUGAAAACAACAGAUUAAUCAAGAAAAAUUCGGCACUUGUUGAACAAAACAAAAAUCUGCAUGCAUUGUCAGAAGCUUUAAAACGUGCAGGAAAACAAGGAUCUCCUAGAACUAAAGUUGAAGAAAUCUUGAAUGAAAAUGAUAUUCUACGAGGAACUGUUGAACGACUUAAUACUGAACUACAUAAAUUUCAAGAAAAAUAUGGAGAACUACCUGGCAAACCUAAAUCGAGACGCUCACUUUCUGAUGGGUUGGAACAAAAACCAAAAUGGCUGACUGAAGUUGAAUACUUGAGUCCGCUAUUCAUAAGUUAUGAUGCGCAAUUGCAGGAAAAAGACAGAAUUAUAAAGAAGCUUGGAGGAAGUCAGGGGUCAGAGGAGAAGAAUAAAUGGUACAGGGAUAAUCUGUCAGAACAGAAUAAUUUAAUGACAGAAGAAAUUCAAAUAUUAAUGCAACAGUUGGAAAUGGCAAAACAAAAAUCAUCUGAAGCCAAUAAAAGCAAUGCUCGAGAAGUUGCCAAACUCUCUAAAGCACUCGCUGUAGCAGAGGCAGAAGCUGAAGUUUCAACUGAAAUGGUUGCAAAACUUCAGCAAGAACUCAAUGAUCUCAAGAAAAAUCAUCAAAAGGUUGUCAGUGAAAGUGCAGAAAAAAUUCCUGCAAAAGAACAUGUGACUGCUGUUAAUGAAUUAAAAGAGGAGAUUGAAUCAAUUAAAGAGGCAUCUCAAAAGGAAUUGUCUAAUGCAAUGAAAAAAAUAAAGGGCAUCGAGGAAGAACGAGCUGCAUUAACAUUAGAUAUAACAGAUUCAAAAAUCAAGAAUAAACAACUUGAAGGACAAAUCAAAGCACUGACUCAAGCUUAUGACAAACUUCAAGACAAAUGCACUGAUAUGGGAUCUGAACUAGAAGACUCUGACAAAAGAAAUUCAGAAUGUGAAGCACAUUUAGCAGAAGUUUUAAGACUUGUUGAUAAAACUUCAGCAGAGCGAGAUGCACUUGCAGCUCUUGUUGAAAAAGAACAAAGGAUGACUGAACAAGCAUUGAGAUCACAAAUGCAUGGAAAAUGGGAAAUGGGGAAAAUGGAACAAACUGUAAAGCAAUACAAAAAGCAAGCUUCUAAUCAGAUGAACAAUAUUACGGACAAGAUUAGAGGUUUAGAAGAAAGUCAUCAAGGAAGAUUGCAAGAAUAUCACAGAGAAAUGUCACAUCUAAAAAGAUUGUUACAACAAAAACAAGCAAUGUUGGAUGAUGUUACCCAUGAAAAGAGAUUGAUGGAAAAUGAAUUGGAAAAUGUAUGGCAAGCAGCAACAUCUGAGAAUCGUAGAAUUAUGGAUUCAUUUUACAAAAGUAAAGUUCUGGACUGAAAUGUUCAUCAUAUAUAUUUUUUUACUUUUUAUGCAGUACUUUUUUUUAACAUUACACAUCACUGGGGUUUUCUCACCAUUUUUGAAGUAGCAAAAUUUAUUUCGCGUAUUCGCAAAAUCUAUAUUCAUUCAAAUACUUUUUCAUAUUCCCAAAGUUGCACAUGCUGUAGUCAUGCACUUACUCCUUGCCUGGAAUCGUGAAAUAAAUAAAAUGGCUUGCAAUUAAAUUCAUAAAUCCUCAAUGUUGUGUCGAUUUCCCACAUAGCGAAUAUCCAACCAAUAUAGUGAUAGAUGAUGCUUAUUUGGUUUUAUAAAUUUUCCAACUUCUUGCUGCAGUAUGAGAUUUUAUAUUUUAAUACUGUGAAUAGUUUAAAUAUUUGUAUUUGCACUGACACUUUCGUUUAUAUUAAAUAUUGCUCUAAUUUGUUUUCUAGAAAACAUGCUUUUAUUAU
Styela clava is the source of this 3369-nucleotide messenger RNA. The record is from RefSeq and is a predicted model, not a curated record. Lineage: Eukaryota; Metazoa; Chordata; Ascidiacea; Stolidobranchia; Styelidae.